AUGCAGACAACAACUUGGCUCCCUUUUCCAUGCCUAAUCCAUGCCUUGUGUAAAGCUGUAACGAUUCCUCCUAUUCCCAAACAUGAUCUCAUAGCAAAAGCUGUUCAGGAUAUUGACAUCACCCUGAUAAAUGAUGCUACAGAUACAGAGGUCGACAAUCCAAUGGAGCCUUCACUCACUCCUCCUCCAUCCUCAGCAACACAUGCUACCUCAUCAGACACUCCUUCCGUACCAGCCACUUCCACAUCUACUCCUAGACAAGCCACUACACCAUUAACUGCCUCAUUGCCUGCACUCUCAAAGCUUAGUCUACUGGCACAACAUGCAAAUGCCAAAGUAGACAAACUACUGAAAGAACUUACAUUUCUCAUCCAACAAGCACUGGCCCCAAUCCAAACCUCAAUCACUAGUCUUCAAAAACAAAAUCUAUCUCAUGAAGAUCGACUCAAGCACUUUGAAGUGCGCCUUGAGAGGGUUGAGCGAGGCGAAGUUGGGGACAUGCCUCAACUUAAGAGGGAGGUAGCUAAGCUAAAGUCAGAGUUGCUUGCAGUGCAAAAACUGGAGUUUGAUUUUAGCUCUCUUCUUCCGGAGGCAGGGGAGCAGGGCACUGGUACCUCCCAGAUUCCGAGCCUUGGACUUGACUUCAACAACCUCAUGACAGCUGAGGUGGCCCCUGAGGUGAGCCAUGGUACUAAGACAUCACAAGCUGCAAGCUCUAUUGUGCACAUAGAGGAUCAUUCAGAAGAGGAAUCCGAAGGGUCUGAGGAGGAAACUGAUGAAGAGGAAACUGAGGAGGAAGGGUUACUUGAGGAGGAUGAGGGUCAGCAGAACAACAAAGCCAAGCAGAUUGCUGUUUUUAUAGAGACACCGGAUGAGGAGGAAGAAGAUGUGUGCAGAAAGCUAUUGCACAUUCUGUUGUAG
Molecule: messenger RNA, 921 nt
Organism: Nicotiana tabacum (common tobacco)
Lineage: Eukaryota; Viridiplantae; Streptophyta; Magnoliopsida; Solanales; Solanaceae
Source: RefSeq, a predicted model, not a curated record